UGCACAACAUGACAAAUUUUAUACACCUUAACUCUCUCUACUUUCAUUCUCCUUUAGCUUCUUUUUCUUUUCUCUGCUUUCUUUCUUUUCUCUCCACCCCAAUGAAGCUGUCUCCCUCGUCUUCUCUUUACAAUACUAGUGCUGGAGAAAGUCAUUCAUGGUCAUCACCCACCAUGAGAUGCCACCACUGCCACGGCCAUGACAAUCUCACCGGAAUAAGCCUGAAACCACCUGCGGUACGGCCGUAUGUCCGGUCCAAGGUGCCUCGGUUGAAAUGGACGCCUGACCUUCACCGCUGCUUUCUGCAUGCAGUUGAACGCUUAGGUGGAGAAGACAGAGCUACACCAAAGAUGAUUUUACAGAUGAUGGAUGUGAAGGGCCUUACUAUCUCCCACAUAAAGAGUCACCUUCAGAUGUACAGGAGCAUGAAGCAUGAGCAGGUGAUGCAAGAAGCAACUAUGGUACCAAGGAGAAAUCAGCUUGCAGAUAUAGGAAUUACUCAUCCCAAAUCUGUGCAAAAGCAAGGGUUUCGACCUGAAGGAGUGAAUGCAAGUGGUACCAAUCGAGCACAAAUAUGGAAAGGAAACAAGAUGAGUGAGGCUAAGACAUUAUCAUAUGCAAAAAUAAGUAGCAAAGCAUUGGAGCAAAAACCAAAAUCUUACAUCUUCUUCAAGGAACUGCUUAAAAGCUGCAACACCCGAAAGGAGAAUGAGGCAGCAAAAUUGGCAGUGCAGAAUCAUCAAAGAUGGGUUGACUAUGUGGGGGCUUCAGAGGGAAAAGCUAAGGGUUCACAGGCAAUGUUGAAGCUGGGCAAAGCUGAGCAGGCCCUAGACGUCAAUGAUGUGUCUCUUGACCUCACUCUUGCUUAACUAGUUUUGUAUAAAUAUGCGCAAACAAA
Molecule: messenger RNA, 898 nt
Organism: Rubroshorea leprosula
Lineage: Eukaryota; Viridiplantae; Streptophyta; Magnoliopsida; Malvales; Dipterocarpaceae
Source: the annotation of a GenBank genome assembly